This is a messenger RNA of Bradysia coprophila, 2692 nucleotides long. It is a transcript of the gene mio, whose product is annotated as GATOR complex protein mio. Gene Ontology annotation, cellular component: cytoplasm. Gene Ontology annotation, molecular function: protein binding. Gene Ontology annotation, biological process: cellular response to amino acid starvation; positive regulation of TORC1 signaling. NCBI's taxonomy places the organism in Eukaryota, Metazoa, Arthropoda, Insecta, Diptera, Sciaridae. The record is from RefSeq and is a predicted model, not a curated record.
CAUUUUGACAUUGACAGUUCUGUCAAUCGAAACGGUCUCUCUGUUAUCAUUAUUUUGUGGUGUGUCGUACUAUUUACAAUGUAUCCUCAGCAUUCGUGAAUGAAAUUAACAAAAUUCGUGCAAUGAGUGGAACAGCAGCCGAAUUGUAUUGGUUUCCCAAAUAUCAAGAUCGAUUCAUAACAUGGGGCUCAGAAAUCAAUUUGUAUCAAACCAAAGAGGAAGUGGCCGGUCAACGUUUACAAACAAACAUUCAAAUCGUCAUUUCGAGUAAGAAAACAGCGACUCUGUUAGCGACAGAGACUCGCUACCAAUACAUCCGAUGCGUAGCCCCUUCGUAUCGGGCCAAUGAAUUAUGUCUUGGUGUUGGAUUGGCCAAUGGAAAAGUUGGAUUGUGCAAUUUUGUGCCUUCAACAGAGAAUAACAUAGAAUUCACGCCUAAACAGUCACGGCCUUGCGUUGCAUUAUCAUGGCACGAAAACGAGAAAAAUCUUUUGGCCAUUGGACACGAUCGCAACCGGAACGAUCACUGCAUAACUAUUUGGGAUACCGAACGUGGUGUACCGACCGAAAAGUCAAUUUUACAUUUGUCAGGGCUAAGCGAAACUGCACAUUCCCUAUGCUGGGACAAACAGAAUAAGAUUUUGGUUGCCGGAAUGAGUCACAAAUACCUGAAGUUGAUGGACUUGAGACAAAACACUCCGUUCGUCAUAACCAACACUCGAGCCGUGCAUGGUGUUUCAUUGGCUUCGAAUGGCACAUACUUGGCCAGCUACAUUGACAAUAUCGUCACCCUAUGGGACAUCCGAAACAUCGACAAAUCGAUCUCGGUCUACCAAACGGAAAAGAAUAUCAACUCGCUGAGCUGGUGUGCCACAAGAUCGAGCACACUAUCAAUCAUUCAACGAGACUCGCCCUACGUUCAUCUGUACGACCUCCACUCGCCCGUCGAAUCCAAUGUUGAACCGAGAAUUAUCAAACGCAUCGUCGCUCCAUUUACAUACAAAGCACCAGUCAAUUCGCGCAACAUAACGCUGAGUAAUAUAUCGUGGCAUCCAACCGAUGUGGAACGUCUGUUGGUGUUAUCCGGAUCGGGAACGAUCAGUGACUUUAGUGUACCGCAACGUGUAGCCAUGUCAUGGGAUCCGAAUAACAAUCUGUGUGGGUCGCUUGGUGUGAAUCUUUACCGUUUGAAUUCCACCAUGUCACCACCAAAUUCGCCCACAACGGCAACGACGACACAAUGGGACAAGAGUGCUAAGCAUGACGAAAAGAACAAUCAAUGCCAGGACGACAUUGCGCAAAUAAUGCAUCGCAGAGCGUUAAAUGACUACGGCAAAUUGCCGGACAUUGCGAAGAACGGUGAUCUAGCUCCGCACUUAACCUCUGUGUGGAAUUUGUUAGCGAACAUGCAAAAGGAAAGCUAUGCACUAGGAUUGAAAACCAUUCUGGGAGUGAGUAACGAAUGCGGUGCUCCGUUACAAUAUCGAAGCGAACAAGUGCAAAUUAAUUGGGUCGAUUUUCCGGCUGGUCCAUCGGUUGAAGUGUUCAAGAACGAACAACGAGACUUUGCCCAACGACUUUGCGGCUGGACGUUCGACAAAGCGAGUGUGGACAGCUUUCGCAGUUUCAUCGACGAAUUGUGCGUAAAGAAAGAAUACACUCGGGCUGCUUUGAUAGCUUGCUUCCAUCUGAAGAUCGGUUACGCCAUUGAGAUCCUGGGACUUGGAGCUGAACGUUGCCAAGACUCGAAUCUCCGAAUGGUAGCACUCGCUCUAUCGGGAUUUAGUUUCGAAAAAUCGUUGUGGAGAUCACAAUGCAUGACGGCCUUAUCGCAGAUAGUGGAUCCACAUCUUCGAGCCCUGUUCGCAUUUCUAACGCCCGACAAUGAUAGUUACGACAUUGUGCUGAAAGAGUCCGGCAUUUCACUGUCCGAUCGCAUGGCAUUCGCAUGCCAUUAUUUGUGUGAUACUAAACUGGCCGACUACAUAAAAGCCAUGAUCCAAACGUGUACGGACAGUGGUGAUUUGAAUGGGCUACAAUUGACCGGUACAUCGGAGGCCGGUAUCAACUUAAUGCAAAGCUAUCUCGAUUGGACGGAUGAUGUACAAACGGUCGCCUUGAUAUCCAUCAAAUUUUUGUCAAAGGACUUGAUCGGUCAUACACAAGUGGAACAUUGGAUUUCGAGCUAUCGCGAAUUGUUGGACAUUUGGGGCUUAUGGGUUCAACGAGCGAAUUUCGAUAUUUCAAUGGGUCAAAUACAGCCACAGCCGAGAUAUGCGAGGUCGGUGUUUUUGCUGUGCAGUUUCUGUGGCAAAAGUGUUUCAGCCUGUCUUCAAGAAGAAGCUCGACUUCGAGCAACUAGUUCAUCAACAAAUGCUUAUAAGCUCUCGUCAUGUCCCAGUUGUCGGAAACCGUUACCCCGUUGCUCUUUAUGCCUGAUGCAUAUGGGAACAACGCUGGGUCUGUCGCUACAGAAUCCCACCGGUCACGCAAAUUAUGGAUGGCAAUCGAAACCUUUUUCCAAAUGGUUUUCAUGGUGUCAGAGUUGUCGGCAUGGCGGUCACACCGAACAUUUAACGCAAUGGUUCAGCCAGCAUUUAGAGUGUCCCGUUGCAUCGUGUACAUGUCGUUGUUUCACUUUGGAUUUUUCCAGUCCGGAAGCGAAUAAAGAAACAAUUUUCUAGCGGUUUGC